AUGUCCAGGCCUUUUGAGCUGGACAGCGCCGCCCCUGUCACCACGCCCGGGCUCGAAGAGCGUGUCCCAGGAGGCCACACCGAGCCCAGAAGAGGUCCGGCCGGCAAUGCCGGCAGCCGCCCCAGCUGCCCCAGCUGCCCCAGCCGCGCCGGCGCCGGCGCCGGCGCAGCCAGAGGCCGCCAGAGCCGCCAGAGAUCGGUGAAGGGUACUGAGUCCGAGGCGGCCGACUGGCGAGCUGCCCGUGAGACGCCGCGGGAGUCGCGGCUGCCCCGCCCCCCUGCAUCUCGCCCUCGUCUUCAAGAGGAGCCAUCUCGCCCGCUGGAGACGACUCAGGAGCGCGAGCCUUUGCGCAGGCCGGAUGGGCAGCACAGUGCCCGGCGAAUCCCGGCGACGCCUUCCAGCAGCAGCCUCGCGACGAGUACCAGGAGAACUCCCAGGCAGCCCGCGUCCAGACCUACCAGUCCCAGGUACAGGAUGAACGACGUGCUCUACAGCCAGUUCUCGCCUACGCGGCAUCCGGAGGAGGCGGCCUGGGCGCAGCGAUCUCCCAUGAGGAGUGCGCUCGCCUCCCGGGGUCCGGUGGAAUUGCCGGUGCCGAAGUGGCAAGGCGGUCUAGGCGCGUCGGGCCGCAGCAAGAGCCCGCCUGGGAGCAGACUGCCCGGCUGGACGCGAGGCACGUGCCGCAGCUUGAGCCCCCCUGGCAGUCCAUCCAGCGCUUGUCGCCCCACACUGCUGGCCUCCAACGACUGCCUGCGUCGGCUCCGCUGGCGGCAGUCGGAUGAGCACGCCGAGGACCAGAUCACCAAGAUCCUGUCCUACGAGCAGAAGCUGACCCGCCAAUGGACCGCCUCCGAGUUCCGCGUCAUCCGCGAGGAGUUACGCAGCCCCAUCUACCGAGACGCCGCGAAGCCCGGGCCCAGCGUUGCUUGCGUUGGGCCCUUCCACUUUGGCACGGAGGGUGAGAUCCCCACCAAGGCAGGCCGUGAGGUGAAGCAAGGGGUUAUCAGCCGUAUCGCUGGUACCUUGUACAGUCAGCUCUCACCCGCGCCGCAAUGGCGUCAAGCGGCGACGGAUGCCACCCUGCCAUAG
Messenger RNA from Effrenium voratum, 1089 nucleotides. The record is from the annotation of a GenBank genome assembly. NCBI's taxonomy places the organism in Eukaryota, Dinophyceae, Suessiales, Symbiodiniaceae.